Molecule: messenger RNA, 792 nt
Organism: Miscanthus lutarioriparius
Lineage: Eukaryota; Viridiplantae; Streptophyta; Magnoliopsida; Poales; Poaceae
Source: the annotation of a GenBank genome assembly
AUGGACAGGCCAGACCAUCACCAGCACCAGUUCUUCAUGCCGGCGCCGGUGCAGGUAGCGCAGCCACAGCAGCAGCAGCAGCUUUGCGUGCCGAUGAUGGACGAGCCGUCGUCGUCGUUCUUGGCGGGGAUGGGCGGAGGUAGGCCGUCGUCGUCGGCGAGGGGGGAGAGGAAGCGGCGGUUCACGGAGGAGCAGAUCCGGUCGCUGGAGUCCAUGUUCCACGCGCACCACGCCAAGCUGGAGCCCCGGGAGAAGGCGGAGCUGGCGCGGGAGCUGGGCCUGCAGCCGCGCCAGGUGGCCAUCUGGUUCCAGAACAAGCGCGCCCGCUGGCGCUCCAAGCAGCUCGAGCACGACUACGCCCUGCUCCGCGCCAAGUUCGACGACCUCCACGCCGGCGUGGAGUCCCUCAAGCAGGACAAGCUCGCCCUCACCACACAGUUGAACGAGCUAAGCGAGAGGCUGAGGGAGCGGGAGGACCGGGCCGCCGGCGGCGGCGCCGGCGCGACCACGGCUAGCAGCAGCAGCUGCAACGGCGGCGGUGGUGAGGAGGCCGAGGCGGAGGACGACAAGAGGAACGUCGUGCUCGGGUGCGUCAACAACAUGGAGCCGCCGCCCGAGAGCUGUGUGCUCGUCGGGUCGUGCGCGACGCCGGCGGACGUCGUUUCGGUGGAGUCCGAGUGCGACGACCACCACCACCACCUAGACUACGACGACGGGUUCCCGGAGUCCUACUGCGCUAUGCCGGAGCUGUGGGAGCCCUGGCCGCUUGUGGAGUGGAAUGAGGUGGCCUGA